AUGACCGUCAUAUCCACCCCUCAGCCACACGUCCUGAUCAUCCCGGGAGCAUGGCACCCGGCUUCUACAAUGGCCUCCUUCGCCAGCGCCCUAGAGGCAUCAGGCUUCCCUGCUACGGUGGUGCCAACCCGCAGCAUCGGCACCAGAGACGUCACCGUCCAGGACGACGAGGCUCAGGCCAAGGCUCUUCUGCAGCCUCUACUUGACAAAGGCGAGGAUGUCAUUGUCCUGGGGCACUCAUACGGUGGCUUCGUGAUCACGGGCCUCAUCGCCGGUCUGGAUAAGAGAGGACGAGAGGCGCAGGGUCUGAAGGGGGGCAUUCUGGGUGUGGUUUACCUUUCUGCGUUUAUACCUGUUGAGGGUGAGACGACGUUUGAAGCGGCGGGCGGUAAAGACUGCGCGUUUGCAUCGGCAGAUAAUAAGACAGGCCUUUUGGACUCAAAAGACGAGAAAUACCAUUUUUACAACGACAUCCCAGAUGAGGUAGCCAAACGCCUCACAGCCAGCCUCGAGGGCCAGUCCGGGGCAGCAGUCAUGUCAACUCCUUCGAGUAUAGGAUGGAAGGACAAGGCCUACGACGGGCGCCGCGCGUAUAUUCGCACUCUUCGAGACAAUGCCCUAACUAUCAAGUACCAGGACGAGCUGAUUGCUCGUUCGGGCGUUGAGUGGCUUGUGAAGUCGGUGGAUGCUUCACAUAGUGCGUUUUGGUCUAGGACGGAUGAGAUGGUGGGUUUGGUUACCGAGUGUGCGUUGGAGUUUGCAAAGAAUUGA
Molecule: messenger RNA, 771 nt
Organism: Trichoderma atroviride IMI 206040
Lineage: Eukaryota; Fungi; Ascomycota; Sordariomycetes; Hypocreales; Hypocreaceae
Source: RefSeq, a predicted model, not a curated record